AGAUGCUUUAGAAGCAAAAUGUCCUAGAAUGCUGAACUUCAAUGCACCACUCCUCUCAACAAGGCGUCCCGGAAAAUCCAGGAACACUAGAUUACAUGGCAGGUCGUUGAGUGCGAGUGAAGAAAGAGUUCCCUUUUCGUGGGAACAAGCUCCCGGCAAGUCCAAGUAUCCGAACACCACUGACGAUAGCCAUGACGGCGACACACCCCGGCCGAAGCUGCCACCAGGCUGGUGGCACUGGCACCGGCCUCUUCAAUCAACAAACAUUGUUGUUCCGGACAAAGAGAAUGAUCAGGAACUUCAUGACCGCGAUGAGGGAUGUGAUGCUGAUAUUGAUGAUGAUGUUGGUGCAGUUGACUACAAUCAUGUAGAUGAUGUUGAUCUCGACGAUGAAGCCUUCUCCGAUGCCAUUGACGUGUUCUCAUUGUCAGAGGCUAUAGACAUUGUGGAAAAGAAAGCACAAAGAGAACAUGAUCACUUGGAUGCUCUGAAGUUGAAGCUCGCAGAGUCCAAUGAGAUGAACCAACUCUCUCCAAACUUCAUAAUCGAACGCUUUCUUCCAGACGCUGCUGCACUGGCUGCAUCAUCUGCUCUAAAUCUAAGUGCACCACAGAACAAUUCAAACCAGGAAUUUUGUUAUCCGUGGAACUACCCUGAACCGGAGGCUUUCGUGUCAAGAACCAUCGGGCAAUCUCCACCUAAAGGUUGUGGUUUCUUCCCAUGGCGCAUGAAGCAGCACAAGCUUUGUGGUAUAAAGAGCCCUGUAGUGUGUUCACAACAACCUCAUUCUAUUGUAAAACACAAAAAACAUUAG
Molecule: messenger RNA, 814 nt
Organism: Argentina anserina (silverweed cinquefoil)
Lineage: Eukaryota; Viridiplantae; Streptophyta; Magnoliopsida; Rosales; Rosaceae
Exons: 1
Coding region: 29-814 (261 amino acids)
Source: RefSeq, a predicted model, not a curated record